Molecule: messenger RNA, 4466 nt
Organism: Cornus florida
Lineage: Eukaryota; Viridiplantae; Streptophyta; Magnoliopsida; Cornales; Cornaceae
Product: nonsense-mediated mRNA decay factor SMG7-like
Exons: 7
Coding region: 334-3351 (1005 amino acids)
Biological process (GO): nuclear-transcribed mRNA catabolic process, nonsense-mediated decay
Cellular component (GO): telomerase holoenzyme complex
Molecular function (GO): telomerase RNA binding; protein binding; telomeric repeat DNA binding
Source: RefSeq, a predicted model, not a curated record
GUUUCACAACAGGUGUCCUGAACCUGUUAUUGUUUCUUCACUUGUUGCAGCUUCCCUUCCCCGCGCUUCUCUCUCUCACUUUCUCUCUCUAUACAUGUGUAUCUUCGUUCUUCGCUAGCUGAGAGCUUAUUUGUACUUCCUCAGUUAAUUCUGCAGCUUGAUGGAUGUUUGUUGUUGAUCGUUAGUUGUAUGCUCUUCAGCUUUUUUGUGGUUUUUCUCUGUCCGAGUGACUUUGCUUUGUCCAUUUUUAAAGGUCAGCUAUUCUGCAAUAGAUAUAUUAUGCUCCAUGUCAAGAAGAUUGACUACAAUUGAAGAAACUUGUCCACUGCUAUCAUGAAUCUUGGUUCACCCGUUCCCCCUAAGGAUCAGAAGGAAAGAGAGAAUCUUGUUAUUGAGGUUGUUAAUGCAGAAAGACAGUUGUGGGUAAACAUCCAUUCCAAAGGUCUGUUGGACACAGAAGUUCAAGACUUAUACCGGAAAGUCCGUUCUUGUUAUGAGAAAAUCAUCCUCAAUAAUCAUGAAGUGGUGAAGCUUCAAGACGUUGAAUUUUCUUUGUGGAAGCUUCACUAUAAGCACAUUGAUGAAUUUCGCAAAAGAAUACAACAAAGUUCUGCUAGUACAGAUAGUAUAAAAUCAGCAACUCCACAAAAUGUUGCUAGUGUACAGAACGGUUUUGAUUCUCAUAUAGAAGGAUUUAAGUCAUUUCUGUCAGAAGCAGCUGAAUUUUACCAGAAUUUGAUCGCAAAACUCAGAAGAUGCUGUGGGCUUCCUGAGGAACCUUUAUUUUAUGAAAAGGGUGGCCUUUCAUCUUCUGUUGAACUGAAAACAUUGCACAAAUGUCAAUAUUCAUGCCAUCGAUUUUUAGUUUGUCUUGGGGAUCUAGCUAGAUACAGGGAACUUUGUAAGAAAUCUGAUUUUCAGAAUCAUAAAUGGUCUGUUGCAGCCACCUAUUACUUUGAAGCAACAAUGAUUUGGCCAGAUAGUGGAAAUCCCCAAAAUCAGUUGGCUUUACUGGCAACAUAUGUUGGCGACGAUUUCAUCGCCUUGUAUCAUUGUGUAAGAAGUCUAGCUGUUAAAGAACCUUUUCCUGAUGCCUGGGAUAACCUUAUUUUACUCUUUGAAAAGAACAUGUCUCAUUGGCAAUCACCUUCUGGCGAGGUCCACUUUAAUUUUUCAAAACCAGCUGAAAGAAUUAUUUUAGAGACUAAGUCACAAUCGAGUAGGGGUUCCUCAAACAACAGUGUUUUGGAAGCCACAGAAGAUGUUUCCUCUGUAAAGAAAGAUCUAUGGCCUCUUUUUGUCAGAAUGAUAAGUUUCUUUUUCAUUGAAUCAAGUUUGAAGGACUUUCCUUGCGCUUUUGCAUUAACUGUGAGAGAGUUGGAAGCGUUGGUGGCACUAGAUGAUACUGAACUAAAAGCCGGAUUGGAGUCCUACCAACAUAUGGAUUCAGCCAGAAAAGGCCCUUAUCGAGCCCUUCAAGUGGUUUCUAUACUCAUCUUCAUCAUCUACAGGCUGACCAAAAGUCCAGAACUAAAGGAGUUGGGAGAGAAAAAUGAUAUGCAGCAGCCUAUGUUGACACAAUUGGCAUUGACUGCUACAUUUAUUUGUAUGGGUCGCCUUCUUGAGAGAUGUAAGAAGGGUAAUUCUCUGGACUUCUGCCCCAUUUUACCUGCUGUGCUUGUGUUUUCGGAAUGGUUGGUUUGCAUGCUUGAUAAUGCAGAAACAUAUUGCACCGAUGAAAAAGUUGGAAGUGCUAUGUCUUACUUUUUUGGUGCUUUUGUCGACCUUCUUAACCGACUUGAUAAUAGUGAGGGUGAAGUCAAGAAUCCAGAUCAUACUGCUGUGUGGGAGGAUUAUGAGUUGAGGGGCUUUGCACCAAUAGCCCAUGCACACGCAUCAUUAGAUUUCAUUUCUCACUGGGAACAUAUGGGCAAUUUUAGCAGUGGAAAUGUAUCCCGUGCUCAACGCAUAUUUUGUGCUGGUAUGAAGAUUGCGGAGAGAUCAAAUGAUUCUCGAAACUGGGUCUGUUUUGAUAAAUUGGGAAGGAAAUUCUACACACCAGAGUCCAUAAAGAUUCUAGACAGGAGAGAAGCAGAAGUAGCAGAGUCCAGUUCUGAUCUUGAAGUAGAAGAGCCCCAUCGGCAUGAAUCAGGAGCCACAAAAGAAUAUGAAGAAGAUGCCCCUUUGGAAAAUCAAAGUCUCCUUUCUGGAAAUGGAAAAUCUGUUGCCAUGGAAGAGGAAGAAGUCAUUCUCUUCAAGCCUAUCACAAGAUAUAACUCUGCACCUAUUUGUUCUUCUAUUACCACUAAUGACCAAAUAUCUAUAGAGUGCAUGAUGGACAAAACAGCAACUUCUGAUGAAUGUUUGCGCCGUGCCACAUCACUAUAUGUAGCACAAAGCCAAUCCCAGCAGGCUGAUCCAUUGAAUAUUCACAACUUCAGAUUCAGCAGGCCAUCCAAGCAGCAGGAGCCUCUUUCGAAGGAUUCAGCAACAUACCCUGCUGGGCCUCCGUCCCUCAGUGCUUGGGUAUUUAAUAGAGAGAGUUUGAAUAUUGAAAGAGAGAAAGGACCGAGGGAUUUUAGUAAACAUGUCCUAGACCCUAUUGAGGAAAUAGCUUCUGCAUCUUUGAGUGGUCUCUCCGUCUGUGGAACUGAAGAUUCACCAUUUGGUGCUGAGCAUGUUUCUGCAACAGCCCAAUUGUCUCCUCUUCCUCCUCCUUAUUCACUUCCGGUGCCUUCUGCCCCGUUAUUACCUGAUGAUGCUACUUGGUUCAGUGGCAAUACGUCCAGUUUUUCCGACUGCAAGAGCUCAGUGGGCAUCAAGGAGACAGAUGGUAUUCUUGGUGCAUCACCAAGUUGCUACACAAAUUGGUCAGCUACGCAUGGACCAUUAAAUUUUGCUCCCCUUGUCCCAGCAGGUCUUGAUUAUAGGUACCCACUACCUGGAUUGAGUUCUUCUGAUUGGCUUCGUCAGUACACGAAUAAUCAAAUUAUUGAGCGAGCUAAUAAUCAUACAUUGCCGGAUCGAUUCUGUGCACCUGGAAAUGUUGGAAACUUCCAUGGUCAACAUGCUUCAGGGCUUGAUCUUUUUAAUCAGUGGGGUACUCCUUUGGCUUCUAGUCAGAUGGUAUUUUUGGAGAACCCACAAUUGUAUCCAAGCUCUCCUCUAAUACAUGGUGCAGAUCAACAAAAUGGGGAGAACUUAUUUCUCGGCUACCAAAGACCGAGCCCUUAUGGAAAUGGUGGUGGCAUGGAUCUAAGAGUUGAACAGCCACAACUUCUGCAUUAUCUCAAAGACAGAGAAUGGCAACUGCAGCAGCAGUCUCGAGGUCCUACUUUUAUGUGGAACUGAUCUGUAUAUCGAGUUCCAGUGCCUUAAAACUGUGCCUUUCUGUGCAUUUUUGCUUUUCAUUUACAGCACCCCAUAGGUUUAUAAACUUGUAUACAUAAAUCAAUAUCUAUGUUAUGCUGCAUCCUGGGAUGGAAGAGUUCAGUUAGGCUAUCUAUUGUAUCUGCUAUCUAAAAAAAGGAUGCAAUUUUGAGAACCAUUUUACAGAGGUCUUGCGUUCUCUAACCCAAUGAAGAGACGUAGGGUACGUUAAUCAUAUUAGGUCAUUAGUAUGUCCAUUCAAUUCAAAUGCGCUAUUCAAAGAAAAUAAUGUACCUGUUUGUAAAAAUUGUUAACAAUUAAUUUGAGUUGUGUAUUUUGAUUGAAUGGACGCAUCAAUGACAUGGUAUGUCCCGUGGCACUCCAAUCCUAUUGUUAGAGGGCCUCCGGAAAUUUGGUAGCCAAAAGUGGGUAAAACAGCAUUGGUACUUCCCCAUCACUAGGGUAAGCCACGCAAAAAGACUAGGCAGUAUAGCGAUGUCACUAUUGCGAUGAUAGACUGUUAUCUCUAAAGGUAGAGGCGCAAUAUCCAAUUAGACAGUGUGUACUAAUGACGGUGUAUUUGGGGCGCUGGGCAGGUACACUUUUAUGUUUGCCACUAAAAGUGAAGUUGGAGAUUUAGGAACGCUUAAUUUCUACGCUAUUGUUUUUGCAACAAUCUUACCAUGACUAACUAUUCAGUUGUUUUAGCAACAGUUUUGGACUAUUGCGACAUAAACAAACUAUGGCAAAUAUUUUAAAUUAUUCGAAAAAAAAAAAAAAAAUCACAGCAAGUACAAUUUCAACAUCCCACAAGCGCACAGGCAAUUACUAUCAAAAUUUCCUGAAUUUUUAAUUUUUUUUUUUUUUUUUUUUUGUUUUCCAUCUUGCCAAUUAACUCCCACAUGCAUACACUUAGAGAGACUCAAUCCUCUACCCUACACAUUAAAAGGGAAAGACCACUAAGCCAAUAGAAUUCGAAUUCUCCAGUAAAAAAUGUUAUAUGAUACCAGCCUUCCAUUACAUAACGAUGACAAUUAUGCAAAAAUAUAAUCAGAAAGCUAUGUUCUAAUAUUCAUUAAAAAAAAAAAAAAAACAAA